AAUUAAAUAAAAAACCAAGUAAUAAAAACCAGUAAAAGAAAAGAAACAGUUAAUUCAAAGUUCAAACGCCGUGAAGAAUGUGCUAGGGUAAUUUCAACCAAAGACAUCAACAGAGAAGCAAAUUGUUCCAACGAAUACCAAAUCCAACACCAGUAAUACGGAAUCUUCGCUGCCGGCAAGGCGGCGACCGCCGUAAUCAGUAACGAGAUGGUCCCACUAUUGCUCCUCUUCCUUGUCCAUCUCACAAUCUUCCCUGGUUCCAUUUCUGCUCUUGAUUUUCUCUUCAAUUCCUUCUUCAAUGCCACCGACUUCAUCUACCUCAUCGACGACGCUCGCUUGGACUCCUCGGUCCUCCGCCUCACCAACGACUCCAACCAGUUGUCCAUUGGUCGAGCCUUUCACCGAUCUCGGCUUCGAAUGAAACCCACCUCUAAUUCCACCCAGAUUUCAUCAUUCUCAACUUCCUUCGUCUUCUCUAUCUUGCCGGAGAUCAGCACCAGCCCCGGCUUCGGCCUCGUCUUUGUGCUCUCCAACAUCACCGAACCCGACGGCGCUCUAUCCGGUCAGUACUUCGGCCUCUUCUCCGACGCCACUGUCCCCGCCGUCGUCCCACUCCUCGCCGUCGAGUUCGAUGUCGGACAAAACCCGGAAUUCAACGACCCAAACAACAAUCAUGUCGGGAUCGACCUCAAUAACGUCGAAUCGAAGAAGACUGCGGACGCCGGCUACUACAACUCCACCAGCGCUAGCGCCGAUCUCAUCCCCGUGAAUAUGCGGAACGGUCAGAACAUACACGCUUGGAUCGAUCUCGAUGGCUCUCAAUUCGAAAUCAAUGUCACUAUCGCACCCCUCGGCGUGUCUCGACCGCUCAGACCUUUGCUCACCUUCAGAGAUCCAGUGAUAGCCAACUAUGUUUCUUCAGAAAUGUAUGUUGGCUUUUCUGCAUCGAAGACUACUUGGGUCGAGGCACAGAGGGUCUUAGCGUGGAGCUUCAGUGACACUGGUGUUGCCAGAGACAUCAACACCACGAAUUUACCUGUUUUCUCGCUCGAAACAUCGUCCUCUUCGCUCUCUCCCGGGGCUAUUGCUGGUAUUACAAUCGGCUCUGUUUUCGUUUUAAUUCUUUGUUUGUCUGUUUGUUACUACUGGUUUUGUGGAAAGAAUAAAAUGAAAGAGCAAGAAUAUGAUGAUGAUGAGAUUGAAGAUUGGGAACUCGAGUACUGGCCGCACCGAUUCUCUUACGAAGAGCUCAUUCUGGCCACCAAAGGCUUCUCCGCAAAUGAGCUGCUUGGGGCAGGAGGGUUCGGUCGAGUCUACAAAGGAACACUGCCCAACGACACCCAAGUCGCUGUCAAGUGUGUGAGCCAUGAUUCGAAGCAAGGACUUAGAGAAUUCAUGGCAGAGAUAUCAAGUAUGGGUAGGCUUCAACACAAAAACUUGGUCCAAAUGCGAGGGUGGUGUCGGAAGGGCAAUGAAUUGAUGCUUGUGUACGAUUACAUGCCCAAUGGCAGUCUCAAUCGAUGGAUAUUCGAUAAGCCCAAGAAACUAAUGAAUUGGGAAGGUAGGAGGCGAGUCCUCUCCGAUGUCGCUGAGGGCUUGAACUACCUUCACCACGGUUGGGACCAGGUGGUUAUUCACAGAGACAUCAAGUCCAGCAACAUUUUGUUAGACAACGAUAUGAGAGGCAGGUUGGGCGAUUUUGGGCUGGCGAAGUUGUACACACACGGUGAGGCGCCCAACACGACGCGGGUGGUGGGGACUUUGGGAUACUUGGCACCGGAGCUGGCCACGGUGGCAGCGCCGACAGCAGCAAGCGAUGUUUAUAGCUUUGGAGUGGUGGUGUUGGAGGUGGUGUGCGGACGGAGGCCGAUAGAGCCAUCAAAGGAGAGAGAGGAGGAGGUGGUGUUGAUUGAUUGGGUGAGGGAGAAGUACGUGGAGAGGAGGGUGUGGGAGGCUGCAGACGAGAGAAUGAAGGGAGAGUACAAGGUGGAGGACGUGGAGGCUGUGUUGAAGCUUGGUUUGGCCUGUUGUCACCCUGACCCGCUCCACAGGCCUACCAUGAGGGAGGUUGUGGCGGUUUUAGUUGGGGAUGAGGCGGCUGCCGUGCCACGCUUUUUGCUGUCGGAAGUAACUGAAGACAGGAGUAACAUUGGUGAUGGUGGUGGUGAUGAGGCUGGAGAGGAAUUGUCACCGCCACAAGAUCUUGUUUGAAUUUUUCCUUAUGAUUAAAAAAACAGAAAAACAAAUUUAUUUGGACUUUAUUUUUGUGUGUUUUGGCUGCAAAUUGCGUUGUAAUUAACCAAUUCUGAACAUACCAUUAUAAUAUAUUUUUCAAGCUAUAUUUCUCAUUUU
This is a messenger RNA of Camellia sinensis, 2352 nucleotides long. RefSeq names its product Concanavalin A-like lectin protein kinase family protein. The record is from RefSeq and is a predicted model, not a curated record. Lineage: Eukaryota; Viridiplantae; Streptophyta; Magnoliopsida; Ericales; Theaceae. Gene Ontology annotation, biological process: protein phosphorylation. Gene Ontology annotation, molecular function: ATP binding; protein kinase activity; carbohydrate binding.